UUGAAGGGUUUACAACUUUAUACGGAGCACUGGAGUAGUUUAUUCAGUCCAGCCUUGAAACCUAUCCCAGUUUAUUCAUAAAUGACCAUUAAUAUGGACGAUCACAUAGAGAGGGUGCUCUGGACUGAACACCAAAUUGCCGACCGAGUCUCCAGCCUCGCCUCUGAGAUCACCCACCAGUUCUCUAGCGCCGCCGCCGCCGCCCCAGUCUUCGUCGGUGUUGCCAACGGAGCAUUUAUCUUUCUUGCCGAUCUUGUUAGGAAAAUCAACCUGCCAAUCACGGUUGAUUCCAUUCGGGUCAGCUCAUAUGGUUCCGGUUCAGUGUCUAGUGGCAAGCCCAGUAUUUAUUCCGACUUGAAAAUCGAUGUUCAAGGAAAGCAUGUGGUUUUGGUAGAGGACAUAGUGGACACUGGACACACUUUAUCAUGCCUGAUUGAUCAUUUGAAAGCUAAAGGAGCAUCCUCUGUAUCGGUCUGUGCCCUUCUUGAUAAGUCAUCCAGACGGAAGGUCAAUCUUGAGCUUGUGGGAGAUGGCAAGUUUUACUGUGGUUUUCAGUGCCCAGAUUCUUUUGUAGUUGGAUAUGGUUUGGACUUCGCUGAACAGUACAGGAACCUGACUUAUGUUGGGGUUUUGAAGGCCGAAAUGUACAACAAUACUUGACUUAGUCCAUAUUUUAAGCAGAGCGCAGUAUAAAUUGGGAGAUGUUAGACCGAGCUUUCUACUUAUAUUUCUGUAACAGAAACCACCUUUUCCCCUAUAGUAUUAAUAUGUAGUCCAAUUUUCUUCAAGCUGCUUUUGUGCAAUAUGUAUUGGGUUGGGUAAUUGGUCAAAGGUUGAUAGUAAACUUUUGCUUUCAUUUUUAUUCCGAAAGGCAUAAUUAGUCAAAGGUUGAGAGUUCAUAUGUGAUAUGUCUAUUGGGUUGGGUCAGGACAUCGGGUUAGUUUCGAGCUUUUUGUAAAAUUUAAUGGAGCUGUUUGUAAAAUUUCCACCCACUAGUCCAACCCAAACCAUCUGCACCCCAAAAUACACCCACCCGUACGGCUAUG
This is a messenger RNA of Cuscuta epithymum, 1046 nucleotides long. NCBI's taxonomy places the organism in Eukaryota, Viridiplantae, Streptophyta, Magnoliopsida, Solanales, Convolvulaceae. The record is from the annotation of a GenBank genome assembly.